Messenger RNA from Nymphaea colorata (pocket water lily), 4871 nucleotides. RefSeq names its product ATP synthase subunit alpha, chloroplastic. The coding region runs from base 2492 to 4015 and encodes 507 amino acids. The record is from RefSeq and is a predicted model, not a curated record. Gene Ontology annotation, molecular function: ADP binding; proton-transporting ATP synthase activity, rotational mechanism; ATP binding. Gene Ontology annotation, biological process: proton motive force-driven ATP synthesis; proton transmembrane transport. The transcript has a single exon. Lineage: Eukaryota; Viridiplantae; Streptophyta; Magnoliopsida; Nymphaeales; Nymphaeaceae.
AACUUUCUAUUAUAUAGAUAUAGAUUCCACUUUAAUAGAUAUAGAUUCCACUUUAUUUAUAUGGAUUACGAUAUAUAAGCUCUUCCCUUUUUCGUCUGUGACUUUAUUGUAUAUGUGGAUUGAAUAUGAAGUUAAGCCUAUGAAUGCAUAUAGAGAAGAUGAAGGAGGGAGGAAUUGAAAGAGUGGGUUCGGAACAAAGAAAUAGAAGAACUAAUAUGGAUUUUCAAAGACUUGGAUAGUGAAUAAAAACGAGAUAUUGAAGUAGUUCUGAUGAUUCAGUAAUAUCAAAUAUCAUCACAUCACUUCUUAACUCAAAUUGGGUUCGGAGUUCUUAGUUUAGUUGUAUGGAUCUUAGUGAUGGAAUAUGAAAUAAUAAGUAAUGUAACUAAUUAAUAUAUAAUAUAAAUAUAUAACAUUAAUAAUAACAUUAAUUAUAUAUAAGAAUUCAUUGGUUUAUUUGAUUAUAUCAUUAACCAUUUCUUCAUUUUUUGUUGUGAGGAGCUUACCAUGAAUCCCCUAAUUUCUGCUGCUUCCGUUAUUGCUGCUGGAUUGGCCGUAGGACUUGCUUCUAUUGGACCCGGAGUCGGUCAAGGUACUGCUGCGGGCCAAGCCGUAGAAGGUAUUGCUAGACAACCAGAAGCAGAGGGUAAAAUACGAGGUACUUUAUUGCUUAGUCUGGCUUUUAUGGAAGCUUUAACAAUUUACGGGCUGGUCGUGGCAUUAGCACUUUUAUUUGCUAAUCCCUUUGUGUAAUCCUAGAAACGUGAAAAUGUGAAAAAUACGUACUUCUUUUCUUGCUUUGGCCCUGCCACUUCGCUUCUUCAAAUUAUAUCAACUCAACACUUCACUCCUACAAUCACUUCUUCCUUGAUCCAAUACUCCGGGGAAGUACUGAUUUGAGGAAUUAGUGGAUCCGCUUCCGCUCGCUUUCUUCUUUCCCGCCCUUAGUCCAAUGAAUGAGCAUUUUCCCUUUUUUAUUUAUUUUAGGAGGGUAUGUCGCAAUUGACACGAGACUUGGGACUUCAUAAGUGUCUUAUCGGGGAUCUAAAUAAGGAGUGAAGUGAUACAAAAAAGGAAAUCUUUUUUUAUUUUGUUAGUCCUAUUCCUAUCCAUAAGAUAAGAGGAGAGCAUAUGAAAAAUCUAACCGAUUCUUUCGUUUUUUUGGGUCACUGGCCAUCCGCCGGGAGUUUCGGGUUUAAUACCGAUAUUUUAGCAACAAAUCUAAUAAAUCUAAGUGUAGUGCUUGGUGUAUUGAUCUUUUUUGGAAAGGGAGUGUGUGCGAGUUGUGUAUUUCAAGAAUAGGCUGGAACCAACCAGCUGCACUUUAUAUUUUGCUAUUGUAAUCUAAUAAUAGAGAAAGGUGCACGAUCUCAACGAAUUACUUCUGAAUAAAUCAAUAAGUCCUAUGUAAGAACCAUAGCAUUUCGUGACUCGUUGGUAAAUUGGAUUCUCUAUUAACCAAUAAUGUGAGACCAUUUAGUUAACAUGGUUAAAGCUGAACUGUUUGAAGUCUAAGCACAACACGGUACUCUUUCUACCACUGCGUUAGUACAAGAUAAGAUGGUUUCAAAAUGCAUAAAUCAUUUUGUUGGGAAUUUAUUUGAUAUAGAACACUCAUAUCAAUAAAAUGAUUUGAACCAUUGACUGGAAAAACGGGUACCUCGCCCCUUCCUUUUUAUCUAAUGCUGAAUCGACGACCUAUGUGUAUAAAAUGAGAAAGAAUUCUUUUGGAUGUGAAGAAAUAAAAGAAACGACUUUGCUGACAAUUACAAGUUUUUUUGGUCUGGUCAGAAGAGCCCUCCAGAGAUCCUGGGUUUUCUUGUAUCAGUUUUUAUAUCCUGGAAUACGAACAGAGAAGAGAGGGUAGGCUCAUUAAGAAAGAGAUAUGGGAAUGCCCCAUAAGUAUAAGUAAUUUAAUUGAGCGUGAGAGCCAAAUGAAUCGAAAGAUUCAUGUUCGGUUCGGGAAGAGAUCGUGGAAGUUGUGGAAUUGAUGGGGAGAUAAUCUACUUUCAUUAAGUGAUUUAUUAGAUAAUCGAAAGCAGAGGAUUUUGAGUACUAUUCGCAAUUCAGAAGAACUAUGCGGAGGAGCCGUUGAGCAGCUUGAAAAAGCACGGGCUCGCUUACAGAAAGUGGAAAGGGAAGCGGAAGAGUUUCGAGUGAAUGGAUACUCUGAGAUAGAACAAGAAAAGAUAAAUUUGAUUAAUGCCGCUUAUCAGAAUUUGGAACAAUUAGAAAAUUACAAAAACGAAAGCAUUCAUUUCGAACAACAAAGAGCGAUUAAUCAGGUCCAACAACGAGUUUUCCAACAAGCCUUACAAGGGGCUCUAGGAACUCUGAAUAAUUGUUUGAACGGCGAGUUACAUUUACGCACCAUCGGUGCUAAUAUUGGCAUACUUGGGGCCAUGAAAGAAAUAACCGAUUAGUCCUUCUACUAUAGGAUAGGUAUUAUUUUUCUCCUUUUUUGCUUCCUAGAAAGAAUUAAGAGAUACUAAUGGUAACCAUUCGAGCCGAAGAAAUUAGUAAUAUUAUCCGCGAACGGAUUGAGCAAUAUAAUAGAGAAGUAAAGAUUGUGAACACUGGUACCGUACUUCAAGUGGGCGACGGCAUUGCUCGUAUUCAUGGUCUUGAUGAAGUAAUGGCAGGUGAAUUAGUAGAGUUUGAAGAGGGUACGAUAGGUAUUGCUCUGAAUUUGGAAUCCAAUAAUGUUGGCGUUGUAUUAAUGGGUGACGGUUUGAUGAUACAAGAGGGUAGUUCCGUGAAAGCAACAGGACGAAUUGCUCAGAUACCGGUGAGUGAGGCUUAUUUGGGUCGUGUUAUAAAUGCCCUAGCUAAACCUAUUGAUGGGAGGGGUGAAAUUUUAGCUUCUGAAUAUCGGUUAAUUGAGUCUCCCGCUCCAGGUAUUAUUUCGAGACGUUCCGUAUAUGAGCCUCUUCAAACGGGGCUUAUUGCUAUUGAUUCGAUGAUCCCUAUAGGACGCGGUCAGCGAGAAUUAAUUAUUGGGGACAGACAGACCGGUAAAACAGCAGUAGCUACAGAUACUAUUCUCAAUCAAAAAGGUCAAAAUGUAAUAUGCGUUUAUGUAGCUAUUGGUCAAAAAGCAUCUUCCGUGGCUCAGGUAGUGACUACUUUCCAGGAACGGGGAGCAAUGGAAUACACCAUUGUGGUAGCGGAAACAGCGGAUUCGCCUGCUACAUUACAAUACCUCGCUCCUUAUACAGGAGCCGCUCUGGCUGAAUAUUUUAUGUACCGUCAACGACAUACCUUAAUAAUUUAUGAUGAUCUCUCCAAACAAGCACAAUCUUAUCGCCAAAUGUCCCUUCUAUUAAGAAGACCACCUGGUCGCGAAGCUUAUCCAGGAGACGUUUUUUAUUUGCAUUCCCGCCUUUUGGAAAGAGCCGCUAAACUAAGUUCUCGUUUAGGCGAAGGAAGUAUGACUGCUUUACCAAUAGUUGAGACUCAAUCUGGGGACGUUUCGGCUUAUAUUCCCACUAAUGUCAUUUCCAUUACAGAUGGGCAAAUCUUCUUAUCCGCGGAUUUAUUCAAUGCUGGAAUCCGUCCAGCUAUUAAUGUGGGUAUUUCCGUCUCCAGAGUAGGAUCCGCAGCUCAAAUUAAAGCCAUGAAACAAGUAGCCGGCAAAUUAAAAUUAGAAUUGGCUCAAUUUGCAGAGUUAGAAGCCUUUGCGCAAUUCGCUUCCGAUCUAGAUAAAGCUACUCAGAAUCAAUUGGCAAGAGGUCAACGAUUACGGGAGUUGCUCAAACAAUCCCAAUCAUCCCCUCUCGCGGUGGAUGAACAGAUAGUUACUAUUUAUACCGGAACGAAUGGAUAUCUUGAUCAAUUAGAAAUUGGACAGGUAAAGAAAUUUAUUGUUCAGUUACGUACCCAUUUAAGAACAAAUAAGCCUCAGUUACAAGAAAUCAUAUCUUCUACCAAGGUAUUCACCGAGCAAGCGGAAGCCCUUUUGAAAGAGGCUAUUCAGGAGCAGAUGGAACUAUUUCUACUUCAGGAACAAACAUAAAGAAAUUGGUUAUUUCAUUUGGUAGAGUCUCUUAGUACGACAUAAAUUGUUGAGAAAAGAAAUGGCUCUGAUUCGAAUCAUUCCAAAUAUGUUUCUUGGAAUAGCAAUCCAAACAAAAUAGAUGUAAAUAAAUUGCGUCCAAUAGGAUUUGAACCUAUACCAAAGGUUUAGAAGACCUCUGUCCUAUCCAUUAGACAAUGGACGCUUCUCGUCCCGAUUCUCUUCUUUCUGAUUCCUCCUUUCCAUUCCCUGUUUGGAUAAAAACAGAAACAAUCAGAUUGUAUGCGUCUUAGGGAAUAAAGACGCAUAUUAAAAUCAAUGAUGGAUGUAUUAUGAUUCAUAUCGAGCGGGUAGCGGGAAUCGAACCCGCAUCGUUAGCUUGGAAGGCUAGGGGUUAUAGUCGACGUCGAUUCAUCACUAUUAACGUCUCUAAUUCAAAACCGAACAUGAAACUUUGGUUUCAUUCGGCUCCUUUAUGGAAUAAAGGAUAGAUUCCCCGAUUUAGGGCGUAAAGUAACCUAAACGAAAAAAUUGACGAUGUAUGAUAUUAGUAUGGAAAUGGAAAGGUAUGGAAAUCAAAGAAGGAAGUCAUAGCAAAUCGGAAUAAGAAAAAUUCGAUCCAUAACACCUAUGUCAGCUUUUCUGUCUGAAUGUAUCCAAAGCUAUUCGCUUUCUAGAUGAUCCCUCUAGAGGAGGGGUAUUAUAAAAACCCUUCUAGUUACUUCGUUCCCUAUUUCUACUGACAUGAAUCCUUAGGAAAAGAAUCUUAUUUCUACCGAGCUGAAACAAUAUAUGCCGAUGGCCCCGGUAAACCGAAGUCACCGUUUAAUAGCUAUUUGGCUUCAAUCUCCCCUUU